AUGGAGAGCAACGUGAAGCAGGUGGUGGUUGAAGAGCCUCUGGACCCGGAGAAGGGUUGCUGUGGCUCCCAGGGAUGCUGCAAACCAGGCUGCUGCUGCUUGCCCUGCACGAUCUGCUGCUCCAAAUGUGCCCGGUGCUGCCUGCCCCGCUGCUGCAAAUGCCCCAGCUGCCCCGGUUGUCCCGGUUGUUCUUGUCUCAAGAAGUCCCUCUGCUUCAUACCCCGCCUGCUCUGCUACCUGCCCCGUAAACUCCUCAGCUGCCACCACCUCAAGUGUCUCCUCAUCGUGGUGGUGGUGGUGGUCCUGCUGGUGGUCAUCAUCGCCGGCGCCCUGCUGAUGUGGCUGCGAGCGGACCAGCAGCACGCGGACACCGUCCUGCGGAUGACGGGGGAGGGGCUGUGGAGAGGACCAGGGUGGGAAGAGGAUGUGGCCACUUUCUUCUUGGAUGGUGAAGAUGGAAACCUGGCCACGGUCAUUUAUGAUUACAAGAAUCUCCUGGUGAGCUACAGAUCCCAGCUCCAUCACGCUUGUUACAUCACCCGCGUGGACAAGGACAACAUCCCAGGGCUGGAUGCCAUCGCUGAGACCUUCCAACGCCGGCAGGCUGAGAAGAAGCUCGCCAUGCCCCUGGCUGAUCGCUCCCUCCUGGGCACCUCAGCAAGCAUCCUCUGCAGCAUCAUCCCUGUCUACUGGGCUUAG
This is a messenger RNA of Antrostomus carolinensis (chuck-will's-widow), 699 nucleotides long. RefSeq names its product pulmonary surfactant-associated protein C-like. Lineage: Eukaryota; Metazoa; Chordata; Aves; Caprimulgiformes; Caprimulgidae. The transcript is spliced from 5 exons. Gene Ontology annotation, cellular component: extracellular region; alveolar lamellar body. The record is from RefSeq and is a predicted model, not a curated record. Bases 1 to 699 code for a protein of 232 amino acids. Gene Ontology annotation, biological process: respiratory gaseous exchange by respiratory system.